This is a messenger RNA of Panicum virgatum (switchgrass), 624 nucleotides long. RefSeq lists its product as uncharacterized. Bases 1 to 624 code for a protein of 207 amino acids. The record is from RefSeq and is a predicted model, not a curated record. The transcript has a single exon. Lineage: Eukaryota; Viridiplantae; Streptophyta; Magnoliopsida; Poales; Poaceae.
AUGGAAGCAUACUGCAACGUGGUGCGCCGCCUCGAAGACAAGUUCGACGGCCUCGAGCUCAACCACGUCGCACGCAAGUACAAUGAGGAUGCGGACGAGAUGGCCAAGAUCGUGUCUGGGCAGACCACCGUUCCCCUGAACGUGUUUGCCCAUGACCUCGCCAAGAUAUCCGUCGAUUUCAAGGAUCUUGCGGAGGCUAGCACUGCAACUGCCGAGUCCACGGCCGAGGACCCCUCGACGGUCGAGUCCGAGGCCAUGGAGAUGGAGACCGAGAUCUCCUCGGCGGACGAGGCCGAGGCAAUGCAAAUCGACGAGGCUCCGCUUUCGCGAGACUGGCGUGACCAAUACCUCGACUGGAUCAACCGAGGGGUAAUACCCUCAGAACGCGCUCAGGCGCAACGCAUCGCCAGGCGAGCCAAGUCUUUCAUCCUGAUCGAUGAUGAGCUAUACAAACGCAGCCCCUCGAGUGUUCUGCAAUGCUGCAUCCCCAUUCCUGAGGGCAGGGAACUGCUUCGGGACAUCCACGCCAGAGUUUGCGGACAUCAUGCGGCGCGCACACACCCUCGUGGGCAAUGGGUUCAGGCAGGGUUUUUACUGGCCCACAGCUAUUGCCGAUGCCACUGA